CAUCAGAAUGCAUCUAACAUAUGGUACUGCAAGUAGGAUAAAUGGUAGUAUUUCUUCUAAGUCGAUUCUUUUAGAUUAAAGAGAAAGUUAAAGAGUGGUAGUAAUCCAACUGGAAAUUUCGGAUACGAAUUUAAGAUCAUGUCGCAUCAAACGGGUAUAAAAGCAAACGAUGCAUUGAAAAAAAUGUUUUCCAAGUGCAGAGAUGGAAAAAUACGUAUAUUAAAGGUUUCUAUAGAAAAUGAAGAAUUAGUUCCUGCAACUUUUAAUAAACCAUCGAAUAAAUGGCACGAGGAUUAUGAUAAAAUGAUUAAGCCUUUAAUUCUUGAAAAUCAACCUGCAUAUAUCCUUUAUCGGCUUGAUACAAAAUCUACUGAUUCUGGUUACGAUUGGUUGUUUAUAUCUUGGUCACCUGACACUGCUCCAGUAAGACAAAAAAUGCUGUAUGCAUCCACAAAAGCUACUUUGAAACAAGAAUUUGGAACAGCUUGCAUUAAAGAAGAAUUGCAUGGAACUGUUCCCGAAGACAUUACAUUGGAAGGAUAUCACAAACAUAAAAAAAAUAAUGCAGCUCCUGCGCCUUUAACUACAGCGGAAGAAGAAUUAGCUGAAUUAAAAAAGACUACCGUUAAUACUGAUUACAACGUUGAAACAAGGCAUCAAACAUUGAGUGGUGUCGCAUUUCCUGUUACGGAUGAAGCUAAAAAAGCAAUUACAGAAUUUGCUAAAGGCAUGCAUGAAUAUGUUCAAUUAAAGAUUGAUAUAGAAGAAGAGAAAAUCCAUUUGGUCACAGCUUGUGAUGUUUCAUUGGAUAAAUUACCUACAAAAGUUCCAUCUGAUUCUGCUAGAUAUCAUCUUUAUAAUUUCAAACAUACAAAUGAAGGAGAUUAUAUGGAAUGCAUAGUUUUCAUAUAUAGCAUGCCGGGAUAUAGUUGCACUAUCAAAGAAAGAAUGUUGUAUUCUUCCUGUAAAGCUCCACUACUUGAUCUUAUUCAAUCUCUAGGAGUGAUUAUAACGAAAAAGUUGGAAGUAAAUAGUGGCGAGGAGUUGGCAGAUAUGUUGGAAGAUCCUCCAACCAUAAAAGAAACAACUACGAUAACGCCUGCAACUCCGUCAACACCUUGUGCGCCUACUCAGUCCAUGCCAGAGAAAAAGUCGAAACAGAAGAGAUCGUGUGUUUUAAGUUAACUGAUUUAUAGGGCCUUUUACUUGCCAAUCGUGUAUAUGCUUUACAUGAUCAGAAAUGAUUGUGAUGCUCAACGCAUAACAGUUUCGUUUAUAAAUUCUGAAUUUGUGAUAGUAUAACAUUGACGUUGAAUACAUUAUUAAAAUUAUAUAAUAUAAUACAAAUUCAGUAUGUCAUAGUGAAUUAUAAGAUCAUAUAUAUUCUACAUAUUUGGGGAAGUUUUAUCAUUUAAUGGUGUUUAUCAACGUUUAAUAUUACUUGAUCAUCGUGAUAUAUAUAAUUAUGUAGAAAAACAGAGUAGACUAAACUAUGUAUUUUUCUAAAUUUUAAAAAGAUAUUAUUGUAUCAAUACUCGUCAAAAUUAUAUAUAAUAAGUAUGACCACUCCAGUGAUGGGAGUGAAGUUAGUGAAUUGUUUUUAAUUCACAAUGAAGAUUUUUAAAUGGGUGGAAUCUUUUUAAAUAAAAUAACAAUGUUUUUAGAUUAAAUGAAUAAUGAAAAUGACGUGAUGGUAAAGACAUAUAUAUAUAUACAUAUAUAUAUAAUGUUUGGGAUAUGAAUAGUAUCUAUUAAUGUAUGAUGGUUCAGUAGUUCACAUUUUAGCAGAACUUCCAGAACUUAUCUAUCAUACAAAAUUUAAAUAAUAUUUAAGAAACAUUUCGAUUGUGUAAUGGUUAUUUUGUUCUUGUUAAUCAUGUACAAGGCUGUACAUUAAUAUCCCAUCACUAGGAGAACCAAUGAUAAAAAAAAUUUCAUAACGUAAAAUUCUUGUUGACUUAUGAAGGGUGUAUGAAUUAUCAUUCAUUUAAUAUUACAUCAUAUAUUUAAAUAUGACUGCUUAAUGUGGUUUAAUGUUGUUGAAAGUUAAGCCUUCAAUGAAAUAUUCAAAUAUUCAAUAAUUAAUAUUAAAAUUCAAACACUUUGAGAUUUAAUGAAGUAUAAUUAUUUCAUAAAACAAAAAUUGCAAUGUAAUAUUUAAGAUAUUGGUAUAAGAUUUUAAUUGAAUGCAAUAAGACAUUAACUUAAUAGUUCCUUUAAUAGUGAUUUUAUCUUUAUGUUCUAUAUAUUUUAUACAUUAUUAUUAAUAUUAUAAUUAUUAUUAUUAUUAUAAUUAUUAUUAUAUAUUUCUAGAAAAUGUGGAAAUCCAGCACAUCAAGUCUUGAUUUGUUCCUAGUCCUAAAAAUGGUGAUAUGUAUGUGUAUGUACAUAUACACAUACAGAUAUAUAAGUCUUCUUAUUUUAUUAUUAUAAAUUUAAUUUUUAUGAAAAUGGAAUAUAUUUUAAGGCUUGGCUUUCAAAUUCAUUAAAACUUUCAUAUAGAUUUUAGUAAAAUAUGUUAUCAUGAUUUUUGUAAAUGUUUUUGGUAAUCUAUAUAUCAUAUAUGAUUAUAAGAGAGUUAGAGAGUAAAUUCCAAUUGCUCCUGUUAGCAAAUGUUGCAGAAAUAAUUUCUCUGUGUCUUUUGAGCAUAGUAAUAGUAAAAUGACAGCUUCGUAAAUCAAUAAUGACAUAUAUUGUGAAUACAAUUUCUUUACAAAUUAUCACAUACAAUGUUAAUAAUAUAUUAUAUGCUCUACUAUUUCUAAACGACACAGAACAUUAAACUCCAUAAAUACAUGUAAAACAUAAGACUGAUAUUAGCAUGUCUCACCAGCUGUGUUGCUGAAAUUAAUAUUAACUAUUAUAUUUUACAUUCUGCUUUUAAAAUCGAAUAUACAUAUAUUGUCUAUUUAGGCAAUCAAUUCAAUUUUAAUAAUGUUAGAUCUGUUAUAAGCAUAAAACGUACAAAUUGCAAUUAUGCAUCUCUAAAAUAAAAUAUGCACAAUGUAUUUUUAUUAUCUAAACUACAAAAGAUUUAGACAUUAGCAUACGUAUAAUAUUUUUUGUAUCCAUUUGUAGAAUUAGUUUUAUCAAAAUGAAGUGAAUACAUGAUUCUGUUUUUUUUAUUUUUUUUUUACAUAUAUAUCAUUAUAAUAUGAGCCUAUCAUUAAUAUUUACUAUAGAUCUGCAUUGAUUAUAAAUUUUCUUUUUUUAAUCUAUGUAUAUGCUAAUGAAUAUUUUGUCAUUUAACUCGAAGACGAAAAUAAAUUGGUAUUUUAUAUUAUAUUAGUAUGUAGUCAAAUAUAUACAAAUUUGAUAUAUAUACUAUAUUUUUAGGAAUCUCCAAAUGUUAUAAAUACAUAAUAUACAGCUGGUGUGACUGUAAUUUCAUAGCUACAAAAUAUUCAAGAGUCAUUCUAUUUUUUGUGAUCUGUAUUUUUUUAUCUCUUGUAGCUUUUUAUAAACAUCUUAACGAUUUUUGUCUAAGGUAUAAUCAAAUGGCUGUAAUAAUUUGGCCAAAUUUUCGUGUUCAUAAUUAAAUGAAUGAGUCAAAUUCUUUAACUUUCCUUUUUUUUUAGUGAUAUUACAGUAGUACAAAAAUUUCACAGCAUAUUUAAAUUAUAUAUGAAAAAUAAAAUAGAAAACUUUACAGUAUAUAUGUUAAUUCCUUAUUUAUAGUAUAAUUGGUAUUUAUUGAAAAAUAAAAAUGGAAUUUAAAUUAUAGAUAUAUAAAAUAAGUAGUAAUAAUAUGCUGUGUCAUUCGCAUUCCAGAGGAUAUUAAAAGAGGAUUUGGCUCAUACACAUUUUAAUUUUACAAAAUUGAUAGCGAGUAAAUCAAUGCUUGUAUAAGCCUCUGAACAGGUGAUAUGUAUAUUUUAUUUUAGAUCUUUUUACAAUGCGCACUUUUGCCUGGAUAUAUAUAAUUUUAUUGACAUUACUAUAUACCAGGCCUAUUCUGUAAGUUUUUAAUAUUAUUAUUUUUUAAUUAUUUUAAAUACAUUAUACCCAUAGGUUCUUCAUGAUAAAAUAGACUAUAUAUCUUGCCAAUAUUACAUAUGGUACAGAAAUAAAGUAACAUGCAAUAUAAAU
Messenger RNA from Polistes canadensis, 4089 nucleotides. It is a transcript of the gene twf, whose product is annotated as twinfilin. Gene Ontology annotation, molecular function: actin monomer binding; actin filament binding. Gene Ontology annotation, biological process: regulation of lamellipodium assembly; positive regulation of neuron projection development; actin filament depolymerization. The record is from RefSeq and is a predicted model, not a curated record. Gene Ontology annotation, cellular component: actin filament; myofibril; cytoplasm. NCBI's taxonomy places the organism in Eukaryota, Metazoa, Arthropoda, Insecta, Hymenoptera, Vespidae. The transcript is spliced from 5 exons. Bases 139 to 1185 code for a protein of 348 amino acids.